AUUUGAACUAAAUGUUACACUAUUCUCUGGUCUUGGUUACCAUUUUGUUUACAUGUUGUUUUGGUUCUUAUGGCAAAGCAAAAUCAGUUACUUUCCUGGUUAUUUAAAUUGUUACUUGUCUCUUCUGAUUAUCCUCGUUCAUUUACUAUCCCAUAGUUUUAUCUAACUUGUUGUUAAACGUUUGAUUGUAUUUUGGUGACAAUGUCGAUUAUUAAACUUAAAAAUGAUCUUAUCUCUAAUCUCCUAUUGGCUACGUCAACUCUUGGCUUACCUGGCAAUCCACAGUUAACUGAUUAUAUUGGCUCCUCGAUUGUUUCGGAUGGAUUUAAGGGUAAAAAUGAUGUUACUCUUAAUUUAUCUAAUCCUGUAUUUUCCUGUUGGCAUAAUGAUCUUGAACCAAUUGGAUCGCAUAUUGUUGAACAAAGUAAAUCAUGGGAAUUACCGUUGAGUGAUUUUAAAGUUUCCGGUAAAUCAAUCUUAUUCAAUAUUAACCGUGAUGUAGCUAUUCCUUUGUUAUUACGAGAAGAGUUUGUAAUUCAAAACGACUCAGGAUAUCAAUCGACAAUUCUUUUGAACACUGAGAAGAAUAGCUUCAAGGAAUUGACACGUUUACGUUUCAAGUACAUCGAGGAGACACUUGUAUCUUUAAUUGAAGCAACUGGAGGUAAAACAUCCAUCCGACGAGCCAAUUAUCUCGAAACCACUGACCAACCUACAAACGAUCCUCUAUUUGACCGGAAAGAACCUCUUGCAAUAGAUAUCACUCAACAUAAAGCAAAUAUUCCAUUCGAUUUAGAUGAAACACAAUUUUCUAUUGAGCCUGGGUCAAGAUUGAUGAAUCUUAUGCUCCUAUUUAACGAAUCAAUAGUUCCAGAAGAUUUAAAAUCAGAUACGUGCAGGAUAAUUAUCUUGAUUCAUAUCAAUGAUUGGAAAAUUGGUGAAAAAGCAAUUACCUCUUGGAGCAUUUUAAACUCCUGCAUCUCUAAACUCAGCCAAAUAAGUUUCAUUCCCAUUGCAGACAUAACAAGUGAUUUGAGUUUAACCGAAAUCAAAGAUCAUUGGAGGUCAGUUAUCAAAAAACAAUCAGAAACUGAAUGUAUGGAUCAGCAAGGCGAUUGUCUUAUCGAGACUUGUCUUCGCUAUAUCAUUACUUCGAUAUCGCCUAAAGUAUUUCACAAAUUGGACUUACACAAAUAUAAAGAAGCUCUUUUCAUUCAAUACAAUUAUGCACGUCUGGUUGGUAUUACAAAUAAAUUCAACCAAUUAGCUACUCCAUUACCUUUGACGGACGUUAAUUUGAAUCUUCUUAAAAGUAAUCACGAAUGGAAUCUUAUUUAUAAUUUUAUAGCCAAAUAUCCAGUUCUUUUGAGCGAAGUUUUAAAACCAAAUCCCAUUGCCAUUCAUAAAAUACCUUAUUUUAUCAAUACGUUUGUUAAUUGUAUCUCUAUUUAUUACAAUUUCACGAGAGUAAUAACUGAGAUCAAUGAGAAGAGUUUACCGUUGGCCAAUGCAAGGAUAGUAAUGAUCAAUAAGAUUCGAUCCGUUUUACAUCAAGUUCUCAGUCUCAUUAAAAUUGAACCUGUACAGCAAAUGUAAUUACCUAGUAAAUUUUUUUACCAAUAAACGUUUAUAAUUAUAGUAGCAUAAAUAAAA
Messenger RNA from Tetranychus urticae (two-spotted spider mite), 1653 nucleotides. RefSeq lists its product as uncharacterized. Gene Ontology annotation, biological process: arginyl-tRNA aminoacylation; tRNA C3-cytosine methylation. Gene Ontology annotation, molecular function: arginine-tRNA ligase activity; tRNA binding; ATP binding. Lineage: Eukaryota; Metazoa; Arthropoda; Arachnida; Trombidiformes; Tetranychidae. The record is from RefSeq and is a predicted model, not a curated record.